This is a messenger RNA of Staurois parvus, 300 nucleotides long. The record is from the annotation of a GenBank genome assembly. NCBI's taxonomy places the organism in Eukaryota, Metazoa, Chordata, Amphibia, Anura, Ranidae.
GGGGUAUUUACCACAAGGCAAACAAGGCAUUUGCUUAGGGUGGCAUUUUUCAGGGGGGCAGCACCACUCCCUGGAAGAAGGAACAGAAGAAGGGGCCCAUGCGGCAUGGGGACCAGGUGGGAUCCGAGAGAGGCUGCGGACUGUUUGAAGGUGUAUGAAGAGCCUCAGAGACUCUCAUUCCAGGGGAUGUCUGGACCUGUGAAGGUGGGGACCUGUGAAGGGGGUGUACGCUGUAUGGAGGGUGGUGGUAGGGCCGCUGAAUGGAGGGUGGUGGUAGUGGAAGGCUUUCUCGGAUGGGGG